Molecule: messenger RNA, 3277 nt
Organism: Tupaia belangeri chinensis (Chinese tree shrew)
Lineage: Eukaryota; Metazoa; Chordata; Mammalia; Scandentia; Tupaiidae
Gene: STK26
Product: serine/threonine kinase 26
Exons: 13
Coding region: 261-1511 (416 amino acids)
Biological process (GO): protein phosphorylation; negative regulation of cell migration
Cellular component (GO): Golgi apparatus; cytoplasm
Molecular function (GO): protein serine/threonine kinase activity; ATP binding
Source: RefSeq, a predicted model, not a curated record
GCCUCCACCUCCUCUUCCUAAAGCGGGGAGGCGCAGACGAGCGGCAUCACUCGAGCCCAGGUCCCAGCCGCUGCCACACACAGAGCGCAGCGUUCAGGAAGAGGAGCAGCAGCGGAGGCGGCGGCGUCAGCGGCGGGCGGGCGCCUGAGAGGCCCCAAUCGAAAAGCCAGGGAGGGCCGCCGAGCUACCCCUGGAGGAGGAGCCAGUCUGAGCCCGAGGCGCCACCGCCGCAGAAGCGGUGCGGAGCAGCAGUCGCCUUCAUGGCCCACUCACCGGUGGCUGUCCAAGUGCCCGGGAUGCAGAAUAAUAUAGCAGAUCCAGAAGAACUGUUCACAAAAUUAGAACGGAUUGGGAAAGGCUCCUUUGGAGAAGUUUUCAAAGGAAUUGAUAACCGUACCCAGCAAGUGGUUGCUAUUAAAAUCAUAGACCUUGAAGAAGCCGAAGACGAAAUAGAAGACAUUCAGCAAGAAAUAACUGUUCUGAGUCAGUGUGACAGCUCAUAUGUAACAAAAUACUAUGGAUCAUAUUUAAAGGGUUCAAAAUUGUGGAUAAUAAUGGAAUACCUGGGUGGCGGUUCAGCGCUGGAUCUUCUGCGAGCUGGUCCCUUUGAUGAGUUCCAGAUCGCCACCAUGCUAAAGGAAAUUUUGAAAGGUCUGGACUAUCUGCAUUCAGAAAAGAAAAUUCACCGAGACAUAAAAGCUGCCAAUGUCUUGCUCUCAGAACAAGGAGAUGUUAAACUUGCUGACUUUGGUGUUGCUGGCCAGCUGACAGAUACACAAAUUAAAAGAAAUACCUUUGUGGGAACGCCAUUUUGGAUGGCUCCAGAAGUUAUUCAGCAGUCAGCUUAUGACUCAAAAGCUGACAUCUGGUCAUUGGGAAUUACUGCUAUUGAGCUAGCCAAAGGAGAGCCACCCAACUCUGAUAUGCAUCCAAUGAGAGUUCUGUUUCUUAUUCCAAAAAACAAUCCUCCAACUCUUGUUGGAGACUUUACUAAGUCUUUUAAAGAGUUUAUUGAUGCUUGCCUGAACAAAGACCCAUCAUUUCGUCCUACAGCUAAAGAACUUCUGAAACACAAAUUCAUUGUAAAAAAUUCAAAGAAGACUUCUUAUCUGACUGAACUGAUCGAUCGAUUUAAGAGAUGGAAAGCAGAAGGACACAGUGAUGAUGAAUCUGAUUCCGAGGGCUCUGAUUCGGAGUCCACCAGCAGAGAAAAUAAUACUCAUCCAGAAUGGAGCUUUACCACUGUGCGAAAGAAGCCAGAUCCAAAGAAACUACAGAAUGGGGCAGAGCAAGAUCUUGUGCAAACCCUGAGCUGUUUGUCUAUGAUAAUCACACCUGCGUUCGCUGAACUUAAACAGCAGGAUGAGAAUAACGCUAGCAGGAACCAGGCAAUUGAAGAACUUGAGAAAAGUAUUGCUGUAGCUGAAGCUGCCUGUCCUGGCAUCACAGAUAAAAUGGUGAAGAAAUUAAUUGAAAAAUUUCAAAAGUGUUCAGCAGAUGAAUCCUCCUAAGAAACUUCUUAUUGGCUUGUUUCAUAUGGACCCAUAGAAACCCACCAAACCUAUUCAAGCUUAACAAUGCUUAACUCACAAGCUCCAUGUGCCUUUUGGAUCUUUGCAGCAUUGAAGAUUUGGAAGAAGCUACUUAACUAUUUUGUGAUGCUGUUUAUCACUUUAUAUUUUAAAGAGAUUAUUUUGUAAUGAGUAACUUUUAAUAUUUUACUUUCACUUGUAUUCUAGUAAGUGUCGAGAUGCAGUUUUGCUUUUAGGUAUCCUUAUUUGUUAAGCUACUAGGAUGAAUACCUUUCAUGUUUUGAUCAUCACUUAACUGUACACUAACAAAACGUACAGAUCUUUCAAAGUCAUCCUAAACAUUCAACUUGGGUAAAUCAUCAAGCUUCAAAAAGCUGUUGGUAAUUUAUACAAGCUUAUUCUAAAAAGAAUGACUAUUGGUGAAGAGGUAGAAAUAAGUCGUACCUUCUUUAAACAAAUUCUUCAUAAGCUCUUGGAAAUGAAACCUAGAAAGGUACUGACUUUUCUAAGAAGUUGGUAUGAUAUUCCAGUCAGCUCAGUGAUGGUGACAUUUGAGAGCCCUGUGUUGGAAGCAUUUGCUGGCGACAUGUAGCAAAGGAGGUUCAUCUGGGUGUACAGUAUUUUACCUUCACUUUUAGAAAGAAGAAGCAAUUAACCCUUAUUUAAUAUGGUUGGAAAUUUAAAUCAAUAUCAUUAGGCAAGGAUGAGUUUUCUGUAGUACUGUAGGAAUUAGCCUGGCUUCAUUUUAUAAAUCUUCAGCUCAAAUUGCAUAUUGAAUGCUUGGAUCUGGAGAGCUUUUAAAAAAAGCUGAUUGUUGUGAUGAAAUACCUGAUCCACAGGUAUAAAUACUACUUACACCUGCAUAUUUUUGUUAUGAUAUUAAAUUGUCCUAUAAACUAUUUAUACAUAUUUGUCCUUCAUAAUUAUCCGUAUAUAAGCAUCACUUGUUCAUUUUUGAAAGGGUAUUUAAGUGGGCAUUUUCUAGAUAAUAUGAAAGUAAUCAUAGUACAGGAUGAUUUCUGUCCAUACAGAGGUGAGUUAGAUUGUACAGUUAAUUUCAGUUAUAUUUAUGGUACUGUUAAGUGGGUAAUACAUUUUCCUUUACAGCCCAGUAUAUAUAUUAUGCCUGCCUAAGUUCUAAACUGGGGCUGUGUUUCAGUAGUUGUAGAAUUAUUGAUAUUAAUUAGUUUUAGAGUUAAUGUUGUACUAUUUGGAUCUGCACAUUUUGGGUUUUGCACAAAAGCCUUUUUUUUAAAAAAAAAAUCUGAAUAAUUGCCAAAUAUUAGAGGAAAGCUAUUCUUCAAGUAAGAAUAGUUUGUAGUCAAAGUGGCCAGUACAUCCUAUUUUUUAAACUAUAACACAGACACUUGAGAAAGUUGUUGUGGUGUCAUAUGACAAGAAAAUUAUUUUCAUCGGUGCCUAUACUGUAACAAUUACUUUUAACACAUUGUAUUUUGAUGGUUGAGUUAAAAUUUUCAUCUGCUACAUAGUUAAAAUUCAGUUACAGAUUAUAUUCUGUAGAGGUUUGGAAAUAAUUUUGAAACUCAUAUCAUGGAUUAAAUAAAUAUUUUUGUAAAAGUAAAAGCAACCAAUUUAUAAAUUGAUUAUUUGAAACUUUACAACAGAGCUGCAUCACAGAUUCAUUUGUAUUGCUUAUUCAUUAUAGGUAUUAGUCCUGUAAACUGUUUCUAGGUGAAGCAUAUUCCAGUGUGUUGGGGGUUUUAAAAAUAAAUAUUUAAAUUUCA